Micropterus salmoides (largemouth bass) is the source of this 3565-nucleotide messenger RNA. Its product is annotated as transmembrane protease serine 9-like. Gene Ontology annotation, molecular function: serine-type endopeptidase activity. Gene Ontology annotation, biological process: proteolysis. The transcript is spliced from 6 exons. Lineage: Eukaryota; Metazoa; Chordata; Actinopteri; Centrarchiformes; Centrarchidae. Bases 81 to 1964 code for a protein of 627 amino acids. The record is from RefSeq and is a predicted model, not a curated record.
GGAGGUAAACUGAAAGUGAGAGGGAGGGGAGAAGAAGGUUAUUUAUGGUGGUGCAGAUCUGAUGAUAUGCAUUUACAGUUAUGGCUUUCUACAAAGUGAUCUGUGUGGCAGCUCUGCUGACUCUCCUGACACAAGAGUCUCAGUCACAACUAGAUGUUUGUGGCACUGCGCCGCUAAACACCAGGCUCGUAGGAGGGACGAAUGCUUCUGCAGGGUCGUGGCCCUGGCAGGCCAGUCUGCACAGGGACGGAUUUCAUUUCUGUGGAGGCUCCCUGAUCAAUAACCAGUGGGUCCUGACUGCUGCUCACUGUUUCAACAGCACCAGCAUGUCCAAUCUUACCAUUUACCUCGGACGUAACUCCCAGAAACUUUCAAACCCUAACGAGGUGUCCCAGACUGUUUCCAAGAUCAUCAGACAUCCCAACUAUGAUGCCUACUCAUACAACAACGACAUAGCCUUGUUGCAGCUGUCCUCACCUGUUAACUUCACCGACUACAUCAGCCCAGUGUGUUUGGCAGCAGACAGCAGCGUCUUUAAUGCGGGGACAACCUGCUGGGUCACCGGAUGGGGAAACAUCCAAGAUAACGUUUCACUUCCUUACCCAGACUAUCUGCAGGAGGUUAGUGUUCCCAUCGUGUCCAACAGUGAUUGUAAUGCUACACACAGUUUAAUCACAAACAACAUGAUGUGUGCCGGUUUCCCCCAGGGAGGAAAGGACGCCUGCCACGGGGAUUCAGGCGGCCCAUUGGUAAGUAAAACUGGCUCUAUCUGGGUCCAGGGAGGAGUGGUGAGUUUUGGAGAACCCUGUGCUCUGCCCAACUUCCCCACAGUCUACACCCGAGUGUCCCAGUUUCAGUCCUGGAUCAACAGCCAGAUCACCACCAACCUGCCGGGCUUUGUCGUCUUCACAGGGAACACUUCAACCUCUGGCAGCGCUACAACCUCUGGCAGCGCUACAACCUCUGGCAGCUCUGGCAGCACUACAACCUCUGACAGCGCUACAAUGUCUUGGAACGGUACAACCUCUGAAAGCGCUACAACCUCUGGGAACGGUACAACCUCUGGGAACGGUUCAACCUCUGGCAGCGCUACAACCUCUGGCAGCAGUACAACCUCUGGGAACGGUUCAACCUCUGGCAGCGCUACAACUUCUGGGAAUGGUUCAACCUCUGGCAGCGCUACAACCUCUGGCAGCGCUACAACCUCUGGGAAUGGUUCAACCUCUGGCAGCGCUACAACCUCUGGCAGCGCUACAACCUCUGGGAAUGGUUCAACCUCUGGCAGCGCUACAACCUCUGGCAGCGCUACAACCUCUGGCAGCACUACAACCUCUGGCAGCAGUACAACCUCUGGCAGCACUACAACCUCCCGCAGCGCUACAACCUCUGGGAACGGCUCAACCUCUGGCAGCACUACAACCUCUGGCAGCGCUACAACCUCUGGCAGCGCUACAACCUCCCGCAGCGCUACAACCUCUGGCAUCACUACAACCUCCCGCAGCGCUACAACCUCUGGCAGCGGUACAACCUCUGGCACGCUUCAACCUCUGGCAGCGCUACAACUUCUGGGAACGGUUCAACCUCUGGCAGCACUACAACCUCUGGCAGCAGUACAACCUCUGGGAACGGUUCAACCUCUGGCAGCGCUACAACUUCUGGGAACGGUUCAACCUCUGUCAGCGCUACAACCUCUGGCAGCACUACAACCUCUGGCAGCGCUACAACCUCUGGCAGCACUACAACCUCUGGCAGCACUACAACCUCCCGCAGCGCUACAACCUCUAGGAAUCCUUCAACCUCUGGAACCUCUCACCUGGUUUCCUUCUCAGUUCCUCUGCUGGUCUCCAUCAUACAUCUUCCCUUCUCCCUCUUUGUCCUUUCAUAGGACAUUUAAUAUGUUUUGUUUAAUGAUUACCAAGAUGUCUGGUUAUAAUUUUGGUUGGACUAUUUUUUCAAUUAAUUGAUUAAUUGUUUUGUCUUUAAAAUGGCAGGAAGAUGUGUAAGCAUGUUAAAAUGAAUGUCUUAUUUGACAUUUGAAUUGUAAGGUUGUAAUAUGUUUGUCUGACGUAUUAGUAAAUAUUAGGGGUGUGUAAAGACACUGUGCUCACGAGACGUAUUAGAAGAUAUUUAGUUGCAUUAUAAUGAGUUGGAUGAUGGUUUUGAUGGUGACAUUGCUAUUAAUGAAAUUAAAUUAUCACAUUUUGAAUUAUUGCAUCUCAAUUUACUAUUUAACAGAAAAAUAAAUAGGCUAAUUUACAGUUGAUCCAUAUUCCUUAGCUUCCUACCUAUCAAAGGAGAUCAAUAAUAUGCAUCUAGGCCUAAUGGUUGAGGAGUUAUUACUGAUUUAUUUUGGGUAUGUUAUAUUAGGCGUUUUUCCUGGAAAUGGGUGUCAGUGCCUCAGUUUUUAGAUGUUUAUAAUCAGAAUCAGAUUUCUAGCCAGGUACAAUUUACCAUAUAAGGAAUUUGCCUUGGUAUAUUGGUGCUUAACAGUAAACAUAAACAUGUACAAUAUAUAGAAAGAAAAGAAAGUGCAGAGAUCCAAAAGGUACAAGUAUACGAAAAAUGCAAUGUGAGCAAUAAUAAUUAGUGCAAUUAUGCAACUAUGCUACCUACGUGGACUGGACUUGCAAGCGCCAGAGGGGGUCUACUUGAUUACUAUCACAGAAUAAGCUGGUGUUGCAUCAGCUGGGCGGAGUUGAUUUGCUCUGCAAGUCGACAUUAUCGGUUACACGUUUGUUUUUCACUGCAUGACUAAAUUGAUGUAAGAGUGUGGAAAAAGUCAAUUGCAUGGCACGAGGUCUCGUCACACCCCUAUUGAAUAGAAGUUAAAUGUAAAAGUAAAAAAUUCUAUUGUAAAAUUAAAUUAUUAAUUCAUAUUUUAAAGACAGAAUGAAAUAGAAUUAUUAAUUAAUGAAUGUGAUUCUUUUUUUAAACUUCAUCAUUUAAAUUAAAUUCUAAAGAAUCAAUUUAACAAAGCUCCUUUUCAAAGUGUUGAAUAUAUACAUUUUUGGUGAUAAAUAAAAGCAAAAAGUUUAUAAUUAUUACUUGAGACUCCAUCAAAGUCUAUUAAAGAUAAUUCUGGCCUGAUGCUGAUCAAACAAUGAGUCUUUCUUCAGUUUUUACCUGAUUUAUUUCUGUAAGUUUGAAUUUAAACAUUCGCACUGUGAAUAUCAGAAGUUUAUAAAAGUGAAGAAUGAGAUGUGACGGUGAAGACAUGUUUCUUUUGCUAAUCUCCUAUUAAUUCAUGACUCUAUUUAAUGCCUUCAGGUCUUUUGUCAAAUAUUACUAGCACCCUUCAGUGUGUUGCAGUUCAAUACCACAGGUAGGAUUUAUUGCAGGGCUGUGUAAUUGGAUCACAUUGUACAGCUGUUGGUUUGGUAUUGAUGCAUAUGCUGUAAUAUGUGUGUUAUGUCAGACUCAUUUCAUAAACUGUAAAUCAUUACAGAUCCAUUUAGUUUCAUCCGCUUACUUCUUCUUUUACACUCAAAGAGCUCUGACAAGUUUUGGAUUUUGAACUCAACUGUAUGAGUUUUUCAAAGUUAAACUUGCAUUAAAUCAUAGCUUU